AUGACAAAGAAAUUAAUUUUACACUGGCUUAAUUAUUCAAGAUCACAAAGAGUUGUAGUUCUUCUUGAAAAAUUGAAAGUUCCUUAUGAAAUUAAAGUUUACGAAAGAACCAAAGAAUUUAGAGCUCCAAAAGAAUUGGAAAAAAUUCAUCCGUUAGGUAAAUCACCGGUUCUUGAAGUCAUAGAUGAAUCAACAAAUGAAUCUCAAAUUAUUACUGAAACUGGUCAUAUUUUUAAUUAUCUUUUAAAAAAUUUUGAUAAAGAUCAUAUUUUAACUCCAACAGAUGCUAAACAACAAGAUGAAGUUGAUUAUUUUUUACAUUAUUCUGAAGGUACCUUACAACCAUUACUUGUUUCUUUAUUAGUUCAUGGUUUUGCUAAAACUAAAGCUCCUUUUGGUACUAGAUUUUUAAUGGGUUUAUUAGUUAAAGGUAUUGAUGAUCAAUUUUAUUUACCAGAAUUAUUUAAGAACUUAUCGUAUUUAGAAGAAAUUUUAAAAAAUCAACACGAAAAAGGUUCAUCUUAUUUUGUUGGUUCUCAAUUAACUGGUGCUGAUAUCAUUUUAUCAUUCCCACUUAUUGUAAAUCUUGUUGAAAAUAAAAGAUUAGAUGCGUUUGGUACUAGCGAUUUAGAAUUUGCAAAAAGAUAUCCAAAUAUUAAAAAAUGGGCUGAAUUUAUUGUUAAAUUACCAGAUUAUGUUAAAGCUGAAGAAAAAGUUGCUAAAAAUAAACCUAUAACACCAAAUAUUUAA
Messenger RNA from Insectozyma verbasci, 750 nucleotides. NCBI's taxonomy places the organism in Eukaryota, Fungi, Ascomycota, Pichiomycetes, Serinales, Debaryomycetaceae. The record is from the annotation of a GenBank genome assembly.